UGUCGUGUACGAGGUUGUAGUAGGUCUAUUAUUCAAGAACACCUACAGAUUAUAGAGUCCGAUCCCUCGUAUGAACCAACUAAAACAAUUACACGCCCAUUCACUGAGGGUCGGCACAGAUUUUGCCAAAGAUCUAAUCACCAGACUGAUAGAAAUCCCCAACGUAAAUUAUGCACAUAAGGUGCUCGACAGUUUUCCCCACCCAACUAUUUCCCUCUACAACAAGCUCAUCCAAGCCCAUUCUUCUCACGGCCCGCAUUCUCGAUGCCUCUCUCUCUACUCCCAACUCCUUCAACGAUCCUUGCUUCCCACUCCUCAUUCCUUCACCCUCCUCUUCGUCGCCUGUGCCAAGCUUUCUAGUCGUUCCCACGGCCAAAUGGUCCACGCCCAUUUUCUCAAAUUCGGGCUUGAUCAAGACGCCUAUGCCUUGACCGCAUUGGUUGACAUGUAUGCUAAGAUGGGCUUGCUGCAUUUCGCAAGAAAAGUGUUUGAUGAGAUGGAUGGCAAAGAUGUGCCCACAUGGAAUUCUUUAAUUUCAGGUUAUGCAAGAAGAGGGGAUUUGGAUGAAGCGUUGCGCUGCUUCUUGGCUAUGCCGUCAAGGAAUGUCAUUUCUUGGACUGCUUUGGUGUCGGGGUAUUCACAGAAUGGGAGAUAUAGGGAGGCUUUGGAGAUGUAUUUGGAGAUGGAGAGAGAGGGCUUAGUUAGGCCUAAUCAUGUCACAAUAGCUAGUGUUCUUCCGGCUUGUGCUAAUCUUGGUGCGUUGGAGGUGGGGCAGAGGAUUGAGGCUUAUGCUCGUGCAAAUGGCUAUUUCAGAAACGCCUUUGUCUGUAACGCGGCGCUGGAGCUGUAUGCAAGGUGUGGCAUGAUUGAGAAGGCAAUGCAGUUGUUUGAUGAAAUUGGCGGCGGUAGAAAUUUAUGUUCUUGGAAUAGUAUGAUCAUGGGUUUAGCUGUCCAUGGAAGAUGUCAGGGAGCUCUGGAUCUGUUUAACCAAAUGCUGAGGGAAGGAAUCACCCCGGAUGAUGUCACGUUCGUGGGUGUGAUCCUAGCAUGUACUCAUGGAGGGAUGGUUGAGAAAGGCCGGGAGCUCUUCAACGCAAUGGAGCAAAAGUUUCUCAUCUCGCCAAAGCUAGAACACUACGGAUGCAUGGUGGAUCUUCUAGGUCGAGCAGGACUAAUGCAAGAAGCCUAUGAACUAAUUAUGGCCAUGCCGAUGAAGCCAGAUUCAGUCGUAUGGGGAGCUUUGCUCGGAGCCUGCAGUUUUCUUGGAAACGUCGAAUUUGCCGAGAGAGCUGCUGAGGAACUCUUUAAGUCGGAGCCAUGGAAUCCUGGCAAUUAUGUGAUUCUUUCCAACAUCUAUGCGAAAACUAACAAAUGGAACGAAGUGGCGAAGCUGAGGAAGUUCAUGAAAGGCUCCAACACCUCUAAAGCAGCAGGCCACAGCUUUAUAGAAGAAGGAGGCAGACUCCACAAGUUUUUAGUCGAAGAUAAGUAUCAUUCCAGAUCCAAUGAGAUUUUUACUGUGUUAGAUUUUGUCACUGCUCAAAUGAGAUUGCCUCGGAAAACUGAUUUUUUGGAUUCAAUCACUGAUGAAAUAAGAUUCAUGGAGUCAUCUUGAAUAUUUUGUGUUUCAAUAGGAAAAUACUUAAUGAGCCAAAUUAUGAGGAUCUUUCUAACCUGUUCAUCACCUUCUACUCAGAAUUCAAUUUGUUUUUUGUUUUCCAUUCUGUGUACUUGGAAACUCAUUUGCAUCUGAUUUUAGAUUUAAUAAACUCAAUUACCAUUUUGACUUUAUAAAAAA
This is a messenger RNA of Salvia splendens (bonfire salvia), 1798 nucleotides long. RefSeq names its product pentatricopeptide repeat-containing protein At5g08510. Gene Ontology annotation, molecular function: RNA binding; protein binding. Gene Ontology annotation, biological process: RNA modification. The transcript has 2 exons. The coding region runs from base 71 to 1615 and encodes 514 amino acids. NCBI's taxonomy places the organism in Eukaryota, Viridiplantae, Streptophyta, Magnoliopsida, Lamiales, Lamiaceae. The record is from RefSeq and is a predicted model, not a curated record.